Messenger RNA from Phoenix dactylifera (date palm), 888 nucleotides. The record is from RefSeq and is a predicted model, not a curated record. Lineage: Eukaryota; Viridiplantae; Streptophyta; Magnoliopsida; Arecales; Arecaceae.
CAGGGAGAGGGAAUGGGGAAGGGAAAGCCCGAUAAAAUCUCAUUAUGCAAUGGAAGCCAUCAUGCAAUCACCUUCCACAUGCACAAGCAUUAGAGAAAGCCCGAUUAGAAGAGUUCUUAGGCAGAAGCUCAGCUUGAGGGAGGUCAGCAUGGCUCAGAGGAAAGAAAAAUCCAAUCUUCGAGGAGAUGCUCCUAGUUCCGGCGACAAAAUUCUACAAGGAUCUGCUAAAGAAACCCCUAGCAAGCAUGAGCCAAGCCACUUGCCUCUUCCUAAAGUAGAACUUGUAGAUAAGAUGCUUAAGUUAGAUAUGAAAUCGAACGACAAAGGUAAAAGUUCAACUACAACAAAGGAGCUUCAUAUCGUCGAUCUGUCAGAUGGAACUAAAUGGAUAAUCGAUGACAAGAUUGUAGUCGAUCUACUCAAAAAGUACAAGUCUGCACCUGAUCAGAAGACGAAAGAUGAAAUUGUAAAACUUCUUGAGUCAAGGGUUGCUUCGUUGAGCACCAAAGUCAAGGCCGGCCAAUCCCAUAAGAUUUGCCAAGUAUCAAAGGACACAGCAGGAGCUGGUUUGGAUGGAAAUCGUUUGGACUCCGACAAGCCCACUCAUGGAGGCUUGCCUGCGAAAAAUCAAAAAUAUCAAGAGAGCAAGAUAAUCAAGGACCUUCAAAAUUUGAAACUCGACAAUGAUAACAAGGCUAGCAAGAAAAAAGAAGUGGAUAGAUCCAAAAAGAAAUAAAUGAUUCGAUAAAUAAAGUUUUGAGGACUUCAAAGAUUUGUGGCUUGCAGUGAUUGUGUAGCAUGAUAAGACCCCAACUUUUGAGAAUCUUGUGGCAAGUAGAAGCUUGAUGUUAUCACAUAUAAUAAGACUAUGUGGUCUUUAUCUUAGAA